This is a messenger RNA of Hibiscus syriacus, 1263 nucleotides long. RefSeq names its product peroxidase 12-like. Gene Ontology annotation, cellular component: plasmodesma; plant-type cell wall. Bases 18 to 1097 code for a protein of 359 amino acids. The record is from RefSeq and is a predicted model, not a curated record. The transcript has 3 exons. Gene Ontology annotation, biological process: response to oxidative stress; hydrogen peroxide catabolic process. Lineage: Eukaryota; Viridiplantae; Streptophyta; Magnoliopsida; Malvales; Malvaceae. Gene Ontology annotation, molecular function: heme binding; peroxidase activity.
ACACCAAGAAGCUAGACAUGGCUGUAGCUACUAAAUCUUCCAUUGCUUUCCUUUUGAUAUCUUCUCUUUUGCUUGGUAGUCCUUACUUAUCCUUAUCGGAGGCCACCGUCGACCAGUCGGUUCCGAUCGUGAGCGGCCUGUCAUGGACAUUCUAUCAAAACACAUGUCCCACUGUCGAAUUCAUUAUCCGGAACUACUUGAUGUCGGUGUUCAGUAGCGACAUUGGCCAAGCUGCCGGCUUGCUCCGUCUUCAUUUCCAUGACUGCUUUGUCCAGGGAUGCGACGCGUCGGUCUUGUUGGACGGAUCGGCAAGUGGGCCGGGAGAGCAGCAAGCUCCGCCCAAUCUGACCUUGAGGGCUAGGGCAUUUCAGAUCAUCAACGAACUGCGCAACCGCAUCGAAAACGCUUGUGGGAGAGUCGUCUCCUGUGCUGAUAUCGUUGCUCUUGCUGCUCGUGAAUCAGUUUACUUGUCGGGAGGUCCGUAUUAUGGUGUACCAUUGGGAAGAAGAGAUGGAUUGACUUUCGCCACCAUCAAUGCAACGUUACAGAAUUUACCGCCGCCCUUCGCCAACACUACCACCAUCCUCUCCAUGCUGGCGACAAAAAAUUUCGACCCGACGGACGUCGUGGCUCUUUCCGGUGGCCACACCAUCGGCCUAAGCCAUUGCACUUCUUUCACUCCCCGGCUAUACCCUAACCAAGACCCCACCAUGGACCAAACGUUCGCCAGAAACCUUAAGGUGAUUUGUCCGACGGCAAAUUCCACCAACACGACGGUGAUGGACAUAAGGAGCCCUAACAUAUUCGACAAUAAAUAUUACGUCGAUCUCCUUAACCGACAAGGACUGUUUACAUCCGACCAAGACUUGUACACCGAUAGUAGGACGAGGGGCAUUGUUACUAGCUUCGCCGUCAAUCAGAGUCUCUUCUUCGAGAAGUUUGCGGUGGCGAUGAUAAAGAUGGGGCAGUUGAGCGUGUUGACCGGCAACAACGGCGAAAUUCGGGCUAAUUGCUCCGUCAGGAACUCCCGUAUAAAGUCGGAUUUGGUGUCGGUGGUGGAAGAGCUGCCAGUGGAAGAAGGUCGAUCGGAGUUUUAAGCACUUAAAUAAGCUUGUCCAAAGCGUGUAACAUGUUAACUAUAUCAUCUGCAUAUGUAUGCCUGUGGGGACUGCGUUCUUUUUUAUUUUGUGUGCGCGGGAGACUAUGUUAUACUCGUUUUCUCUGUCUGGUUUUAUUGAAUAAAAUUGCAUCCCUUUGCUAAAA